CCGUGAUUGACUCAACAAUGGCUCGACAUUUUAUUCUGUGCAUUGGAUACCUCCUGGCAUCAAUGGUGUAUGUUCUCGCUCAGAACGAGUGUUCUAAGAUUCCGCCAGAGUUAGAAAAGGCAUCUAAAGACUGUUGUCAACCCCCCAAGCUCAAGGAAGGGAAUGCCCAAAACAAAUGUGCAAAAAUCGACAAUAUUUUUUGCCUAUUGGAGUGCGUGUUCAAUGAGACCCAAAUUAUUCAAAAUGGACAGGUGAACACAGCCAAUUUGAAAGCUCGUUUUGAUGUCGAAUUACAACCUGACCCCGAAUACAUUCCGAUUGCAAUGAAUGCUGUUCAGACGUGUUAUACAUUUGUAACACAAAAAAUGAAAAACAAAGAUGAAAAAGUUGGUGGAUGUAGUGUUUUGCCGUCUCUAGUGUCUGAAUGUACGGAUACGCAAAUAUUUGUCAAUUGUCCAGCCAAUAAGUGGAAAAGUAAUCAAUUGUGCGAUUCAGCUAAGGCUUACCUGAAGAAAUGUCCCGUUUUAAAUUUUCCCAUGAACAAUUAAGUGGAAAUUAAAACUAUCUUAAAUGUGAAAUUUGACCGGAGAAGAUCACUUUCAAAUAUUUUCAGUGAAUUAAAAAUAUAAAUAAACAUGUAAUACCAUAUAUUUUAAAAUAGAAACUGCACAUUUGCAUUACCAUUUUUUAAAUUUACAAAAACGAUACAAUAUGACUUCAAUUUACCACCGAGUGUCUUCAAUUGUUCAAGAAAGAAAAUAAUUGAUAAGAAAAGUGAAAUGGAAGCUUGUUAAAAUAAAUUAUACCUUAGGGUGCUUUUUAAAAGCCAUAAGUAUGAUUACUUCGGAAUCGGUAGCUAGACCCAUGAGAUAUGAAUGGUUUUGGGAUUACCUUAUAUGACGAUUUUAUUUGUAGGUAUUCAAUUGUGCACUAUUUUUAACAGCCAUUUUUACAAUUCUUCUGAAGAGUACAGUAUUGGAUGAAGUCCAUUUCAGUUAGCAUAGGAACAAGAAGUGAGCUUCAUU
Messenger RNA from Hermetia illucens (black soldier fly), 1025 nucleotides. RefSeq lists its product as uncharacterized. Gene Ontology annotation, molecular function: odorant binding. The record is from RefSeq and is a predicted model, not a curated record. The coding region runs from base 18 to 548 and encodes 176 amino acids. Lineage: Eukaryota; Metazoa; Arthropoda; Insecta; Diptera; Stratiomyidae. The transcript is spliced from 5 exons.